Molecule: messenger RNA, 1074 nt
Organism: Epithele typhae
Lineage: Eukaryota; Fungi; Basidiomycota; Agaricomycetes; Polyporales; Epitheliaceae
Product: Clavaminate synthase-like protein
Exons: 7
Coding region: 1-1074 (357 amino acids)
Molecular function (GO): dioxygenase activity
Source: RefSeq, a predicted model, not a curated record
AUGCCUGGUCUUACAACUUACCCGCCUUUCCCUCAGGACGUCCCCACCUGUCCUCUCUUGGUGGUCGACUAUGAGCUUAUUAAAGCCGGAGAUGCAGAUGAGAUUGAGAGGCUCUGGAGGGCUGCGACGGAGAUGGGGUUUUGGUACCUCAUGAACCACGGCGUAUAUGAGGAAGCGGAAGCGAUGUUUACGAUGGGCGAGGAGACAAUCGCUCUUACCCUCGAGGAGAAGCUCCUCUUUGAGCAGGGAGACCACGGCGUUUCGUUCGGCUACAAGGCCGCCGGUGUGCAGUUCACCGACGACAAAGGCACGCGCGACGUGACCGAGUUUGUCAACAUCUCCAAGGACGACGCGCUUGCCUGGCCGGCCGUCGCGCGCCGCACGUACCCCUCCGCCGUCAACACGCGGAUGGAGUCCACCAUCAUGCCGUUCGUGAAGAAGUCGCUCGCGAUCAACAACCACCUCAUCGGCGUCCUCAACGACAAGCUCGGGCUCCCUGCGGGCACACUCGCAUCUCUCCACAAGGUCGAGGAGUUCAGCGGAUGCACGGCGCGGUUCAUCAGAGCGCCGCCGUAUCCUGGAUCAGAGGAAAAGACGUUCCUGACGGCGCACACUGACUUUGGGUCGUUGUCGUUCCUGCACAACCGCCUCGGCGGCUUGCAGGUGCUCCCGCCCGGGUCUGAUCAGUGGUUCUACGUCAAGCCCCUGCCCGGACACGCGAUCUGCAACAUCGGCGACGCCCUCAACAUUUUCUCUGGCGGCAUCCUGCGCUCCAACAUCCAUCGCGUCGUCCCGCCUCCGCGGGAGCAAGCCGAGUACGAACGCCACUCCGUCGUGUUCUUCACCCGCCCGAACGACGCCGUCGAGCUGCGCGCGCUGUCUGCGCAGAGCGAGCGCAUCGCUGCAGCGGUCGCCAACGCGCCCCCGGGGAAGUACGCCCCUGGCGUGACGGCGAUGGAGUGGCUGGUGAGGAGGGUCAAGUCGCAGCGGGUGACGAACUACAAGGGCCCGGAGAGCUGGACGGAUAGGCGUGGUACCGAAGACACGGCAAUCCCGAACCAGGGGAAGAUCUGA